Molecule: messenger RNA, 3855 nt
Organism: Xiphias gladius (swordfish)
Lineage: Eukaryota; Metazoa; Chordata; Actinopteri; Istiophoriformes; Xiphiidae
Gene: ift80
Product: intraflagellar transport 80 homolog (Chlamydomonas)
Exons: 20
Coding region: 408-2741 (777 amino acids)
Biological process (GO): cilium assembly
Cellular component (GO): intraciliary transport particle B; centrosome; cilium
Molecular function (GO): protein binding
Source: RefSeq, a predicted model, not a curated record
UCGCGAUAACUGUUUUCAAGCUGCUUAUGUCCCUGAUUAAAUGGCUACCCAACGUUAGCCUCGAUCACUAUGCCGAUCGGUUGCUGAUUAGUGGUGGAUAGGCUUGCUCAGUUCUGUUAUGACUACGCGUGCGUCUUUUGCUGGAUUAAAUGGUACGCACACAUAUCUGGCUUCCCCACAGUAAAGUCGGUACCGACAAAAGGAAUUCUGUUUCAACCAGAAAACUUAGUUAACUUUAACAGUCAAGUCACAGGCAAUACUCGGGGACAUCUGAAGAUACGCAUUAGCAACAGUGGCAGGUACCGUAGCAACUGCGGACGCUUGUUUCAUUAGCCGUUACAGCUACCGGAGCAUGCCAACAGCAGCCUCGCCUAAUCUAAGGGGGAUCAACAGAGCAAACAUCCAUCAUGAGACUGAAAACAUCGUUGCUAAAGGAACCAAAACAUAAGGAACUUGUGAGUUGUGUUGGCUGGACCACAGCAGAUGAGCUGUACUCAUGCAGCGAGGACCACCAGAUCCUCAAGUGGAACCUGCUGACCAGUGAGACCAGUCUGGUUGUCAAAUUGCCAGAGGAUAUUUACCCCAUUGACCUACAUUGGUUUCCCAAAACUGUUGGUGGCAAGAAACAGACCCAGGCUGAGAUCUUUGUCCUUACCAGCACUGAUGGAAAGUUCCACCUUAUUUCCAAGAUAGGGCGCAUUGAGAAGAGUGUUGAAGCACACAAAGGAGCUGUUUUGGCUGGUAGAUGGAACUAUGAUGGGACCGCUCUUAUUACAGCUGGAGAAGAUGGGCAGAUUAAGAUCUGGUCUAAAAGUGGUAUGCUGCGCUCAACGCUAGCCAGCCAAGGGUCUCCUGUGUAUUCUGUGGCCUGGGGUCCAGAAUCAGACAGAAUCCUCUACACAUCAGGAAGACAGCUUGUCAUCAAGCCUCUGCAGCCCAGUGCAAAAGUCAUACAGUGGAAGGCUCAUGAUGGGGUUGUUCUGAAGGUGGACUGGAAUUCAGUCAAUGACCUCAUACUGUCAGGUGGGGAAGACUGUAAAUAUAAGGUAUGGGACAGCUUUGGCCGUCUGCUUUACUCCUCGUCAUUUCAUGACUACCCAGUCACCUCUUUGUCCUGGUCUCCAGAUGGAGAGGUGUUUGCCAUGGGCUCCUUCAACACCCUGCGCCUCUGUGACAAGACGGGAUGGUCCUAUGCGUUGGAGAAGCCCAACACAGGCAGUGUGUUCACCCUGGCCUGGUCUGCAGACGGCACCCAGCUGGCUGGGGCCUGCGGCAAUGGGCAUGUCAUCUUUGCCCAUGUGGUGGAGCAGCACUGGGAGUGGAAGAACUUUGUGAUCACCCUUACCAAGAGGAGAACCAUGCAGGUGAGGAAUGUGAUGAACGAUGCAGUGGACGUAUUGGAGUUUAGAGAUCGAGUCAUCAAAGCCUCGCUGGCAUAUGGUCACCUGGUGGUUGCCACUUCUCUCCAGUGCUAUGUUUACAACUCAAGAAACUGGAACACUCCCAUCAUCUUUGACCUGAAGGAGGGAACAGUCAGCCUCAUCCUGCAAGCAGAGAAACACUUUCUGCUUGUGGAUGGAGCAGGGUUGUAUACCUUCUCCCAUGAGGGUCGACUGAUAUCCUCCCCCAAGUUCCCUGGUUUGAGAGCUGACAUCCUGAACGCCCAGGGUGUCUCGCUUAGUAACGACACCCUUGCCAUCCGAGACAAGAGUGAUGAAAAAGUCAUCCUCAUCUUUGAUUCCCUAACUGGGAAAGCCCUUGGCGAUGGUAAGCCCUUGACCCAUAAGCUGGAGGUGGUUGAGAUAGCUCUGGACCAGUGUGGCCCAUCCACCGAAAGGAAGAUUGCCAUUAUAGACAAGAACCGUGACCUUUACUUGACUUCUGUGCGUCAUCUUGGGCGAGUACCCAAAAUCUGCAAAAUUGGUAGCAUGGUUCACAGUAUGGCAUGGAAUGAUGCUGCUAACAUCCUGUGUGGAAUCCAAGACAACCAGUUCACAGUGUGGUACUACCCGAGUGCUGUCUUCACUGACAAGGAACUGCUGCCAAAAACACUGUACAUAAAGGAUGGCAGCGAGUUCAGCCAUGCACCCCAUAUUCUGAGCUAUGUUGGCACUAAGGUGACACUACGCCAAGGAGACGGUUCACUGGUGUACAGCAGUGUACCUCCCUACCCAGCCCUCCUUCAUGAAUACUGCAUGUCUGCACGCUGGGAGGAUGCACUGCGCCUCUGCCGCUUCGCCAAGGACCAAUCUUUGUGGGCAUGUCUUGCUGGUAUGGCCAUGGCAAACAGGGAGCUGACCACAGCGGAGAUGGCCUAUGCUGCCAUUGGAGAGUUACCUAGGGUUCAGUACAUCAACUUCAUAAAGGAGCAGCCAUCUAAGGAGUCGUCUUUGGCCCACAUGCUGAUGUUCAGUGGUCAGGUCCAGGAGGCUGAGACCACUCUGUUACAAGCUGGUCUCAUCUACCAGGCCAUACAAGUCAACAUUGACCUUUUCAACUGGGAGAGGGCACUGGAGCUGGCAGUCAAACAUAAGACACAUGUGGACACCGUGCUGGCCUAUAGGGAGAAGUUCUUACAUAAAUUUGGCAGGAAGGAGACCAAUAAGAGAUUCCUGCAGUACACUGAAGGGGUUGAGGUGGACUGGGAGAAAAUCCAGGCGAAGAUAGAGAUGGAGUUGUCUAAAGAAAGAGAGAAAGCUGCCAAUGCCUCUGUGAGGAGCAGCGUGGCCCCUCGACAUUAAUGUUUAGGAGACCUUUCUAUAAAACGUCAGCUGCUGCAGAAAUGUAUUCCCAUGUGUUCUUGACAUUUGGUGAAUAUUUGGUGGUUUGGCUCGGCCUCAGGGUAAAAAAAAAAUGGUGUACUUGAGGUUCAAUGUCCACCAUUAGUUACAAGUGAACUUCAAGUAAAAACAAAAGGGAACAUUUGGAGAUGUGAAGAUUAGUAGGCCACAAAGAAUACGACACUUGACUUUGACUCCUACACUACAGUCUUGUGGCAUAUGCUGUGUAAUAUAAAGCAUUUGCACAACAUUGUACAUGACAUUCUGUUAGUGUAGGUGGAUGAUUUUGCUUUUGAUAAGAGAAUCUGUAUCUCUCAGCAACAGCACCAUUAUGGCCUUUCUGUCAUAUCAUUUUAUCAGUGAUUUCAGUUUGUCAAGUUCAGAGUUCAGUGUUUUCUUUUUUUUUUUUAGGUUCAGUCACGCACAAAUGUAUUGCUUUGUUAUUUUUUGUCAUGGAUUGUUGACUUUGUUUUUAUAUGGAUAGAUAUUUUUACAGUUUAUAUAUUCAAAACUUUGCCUUCUGUAAACAAUAAAAAGAAUGUCAGUUAAUAAAACAAAUGGAAAUGCUGUAUGUAUUCAGCCAAAAUAUCCUCUCUCAACAUUGCUUUCUUUAUUUUUCAUAUUACUUUAAUAUCUUGAUGCUUCACUGGUUUUAUACAAGGAUCAUAAAGUAUCUUUGAAAUGAUUUUUCAGCUUUGCACAUAGAUCCAGAAGGUAUUUCUGGAUGUAUGUGUGUUUUACAGCCCAAUAUAUCUACAGAAUGUGCUUGUCUUUGAGUUAUUCUUGUAUUUCCUUUUUCUGCUGAGGUGUGAAACCAACUGCUUGCCAUGCAGCUCCACCCCCUGGUUGGCAGAAGGCCAGUACAUCAGCGGAACCAUAGUCCAUCCCUCUCCUCUAGUGGCACAGGAGGGAUGAACGAGGGAGAAGAUCUGUCCCAGGGCUCUACAAAAUACAACUGCUAGACCACAUCACAAUGAUGUGGACAGAUACGGUAGAAAGUGAUCGGCAUAAUCCCCGAAACUGUGAGUGGGCGCAGAUGCUGAAACAUCAGAGAAAAGGGUAGAUGUAGGAAAAU